Messenger RNA from Quercus robur (English oak), 879 nucleotides. RefSeq lists its product as uncharacterized. Lineage: Eukaryota; Viridiplantae; Streptophyta; Magnoliopsida; Fagales; Fagaceae. The transcript has a single exon. The record is from RefSeq and is a predicted model, not a curated record. Bases 1 to 879 code for a protein of 292 amino acids.
AUGGGAGAAGUGAAUGUGACAUUUAAGGAACCGGUACACAAGAUUAUUGACCGGAUCAAACACGAGUCGUAUUUUAGGUGGCUGAAUAAGAUGGGAGGGGACUCGUCCAGGAGGAAUCAGAAUCUAUACUGCACUUAUCACCGGGAUAAAGGACACACUACCGAACAGUGCCGGGUUCUGAAGGAUCACCUCGGGCAAUUAGUCAAGGUCGGACAUUUAAAGGAUUUCGUGCUGGACUCGGGGGACAGAAUUGCAAGGCAAGACACUCGGCAAAGGGGAAAUCCCCUCCCACCAUUUGUGGGGGUGAUUGAAGUUAUCCACGUCGCACCGGGAAAGCCCAUUUCCGAGAGGAGGAAAGGGGUAUUGACAAUAGUACCGGUGGAGGAUAAUCCAGACCUACAGUUGCCGGGUAAGAAAAUGAAGUUUGCACGGGAGCCUAUCUCAUUUGACGAUGACGAUUUGGAGGGGAUGAUCCAACCACAUGAUGACGCAUUAGUGGUCACGGCCAGGAUAAAUGGCUUUUUAGUAAAGAAGGUAAUGGUAUACCAAGGGAACGGGGCCGAUGUGAUGUAUCUGGACCUGUUUAGGGGGCUCGGACUGAAGAAUGAGGACUUGAUGAAGCAUACCUCGCCCUUGGUUGGGUUCGACGGCAAAGUAGUAAUCCCUGAAAGGCAAAUUUCACUUCCCAUGAUUAUGGGGGGAAAGGAGGUGGCAGUGAUAUUUACAAUAGUAGAUUCAUUUUCCCCAUAUACGGCCAUUCUGGGGAGGCCGUGGAUCCAUUCAAUGGUGGCCGUUACGUCUACCCUACAUAUGAAGAUCAAAUUCCCAAUCGAGCAAGGUGUCAUCGUGAUAAGAGGAGACCAGCAAGCGGCUAGAUAG